Lachancea dasiensis is the source of this 1983-nucleotide messenger RNA. The record is from the annotation of a GenBank genome assembly. Lineage: Eukaryota; Fungi; Ascomycota; Saccharomycetes; Saccharomycetales; Saccharomycetaceae.
AUGUGGAUAUUCUCUGAAAUUAAAGAGGUCAAAAUGAGGUCUUUCAAUUCUCGAAAACCACCGCUCACGUCGAACACCAGAACUUCUAAUACAAGAUCUUGUUUGUCUUUGCGGACCCCACAGCAACAAGCCAAGAACGUUACCGAAGAAGAGGAAGAAGAUGAAAACCAGCCUUUCAUUACGCAAUCAGAAACUGAUAUUGACACCACGAUCGGGGUUAUUUCCGUCAACGGUAGCGUUAUUCAUUAUUCGAUAAACGCAUCGUCCACCGAAAACGUCGAGCCACAGGACCAACAGGGGCAAAAUUACACUACUCCAACGGUCGGUGAGAAAGGAGAGCUAACGUUGAAACUGUUGAAUAUCUAUUUGUCAUUGUUCAUUACAGAUGCUAAUUUUGCGCAAGGUUCUUCUCAUAUGUGUUCUUCGACCAGGAAACCGAUUGAUGAUAACAACCUGUCGCAUGAUGCCUUUAUUAGCUCUAUCCCUGAUUCUAUAGGUCCUUUAGUGGAUGUGAUUGGAUUAACCGAUGGUAUCAUACAGAACAUUGCCGGGUUCUUGCGCGACACCACUUUCCAGAAUAAGUGCCAGCGCGAGGAGUGGAAUCAAGAGGACCUGAUACAUUUCCGAUCACAAAUUACCCUCGUCAUGAAAACGCUGAUAUUGAAAUAUGCUCCCCAAGCCAGCCUGUCACCUACCUGCCAUCAAUUCGAUACUGCCCUGAUGUUAUUGAGAAAACUGCAAGCGGUCACCCACUACUGGAAAAAGUCUCGUCGCACCCAGGACGUGGAUGCUCGCGGAGAUUGGAUUUUGUAUCAACUGCAGAAACUUCAAUGCGUACCACCCCCGAUAAUCGAAUCUCUGAACGUUGAUAUCAUGAUGCCGGCUUUUUCAACACGGCAAGCCAAGAGCUCCACAGGCGAGAUCGAGACUCUCGAGACUUUCACCACGCUGUACGCCAUUCUGUUAAUGGAGCUGAAGAAGCUUUUUCAAUCGAUGGUCGCCAUUUCUGAGACCACCGGGAUACUGCCACAAAUGGAUUGCGCUUUACUUAACGGAUGUCUCGAAGGGUUUUUGCGCAAUGCCUUCAUCAGUGGCAGUACAGAACUGCUAGUGGACCUGGAUAAACUAGUAUUAAUCUGGACUCAGUCGAGUCAUGCUCUGAGAGAAGGGACGGGGCUCUGGGCUCAUAAUUUUAUCGACAGAUGGAACCUGGAAUGUCCAGAUCCAAAAUCCAGCACCGUGUUGGGCAGUACAACAAAUUUAUCCAACUGCGACCGCGUCAGACCCGAGUAUGACCUGGUGCGUUUGUUUAUCCGCGAAAUUGCCGACAUUUGCAUGCUGGGGACAGAGUGCAGGACAGAGUUGUUAGAGUCCGCCACGCUGAGGGUCAGGGCACCGAACAGCGGGCUCGGGUGGCUGACGAUCUUCCAAGACGACCGGCCACACACCUCUCGAGCCCUCACAGCGCGCGAGAUCGAAACUUUAUCCGCCAGUCAGGGGUGCCACGGCCACAGCGGAUUACAGCGGUUGCAGGGGCUGUACGGGGGCGAAUUUUCGCUUCUAGAGGACGAGACCACCAUGAACGCUACUAAAGUGGGGCCACCAGUCCAUUUUUGGUCUCGUAACCGUCACCACCGCCACCGUCACCACCACUCGCAUCAUUUUCGGGACUGGAUCAAGCGCGGCUUUCGAGCCGCCGACGUUGGCCAUCGCCACCGACUGGUAGACAAGUGCCAUCGUGCGAACGCUAAACUCAAGAGCUUGGCCCACAGGGUAUAUGGCUGCGACCACCUAACCCUAGCGCGGCAGACUACGCCUGUUGUCACCCGUCGCAGCCAUCCGCCACACGCCGCUUUCCGCUUGGAGGAGGCCUAUGACCACACCACCUACAGCGAGACCCUCUACCCGCUACGUCGGCGCUACCAGAAUCUGCGACGCAAGAAGGAUCGUUUCAUGUUUCUGUUUUUUGGCGAGGAGCGGUGA